Messenger RNA from Drosophila sechellia, 913 nucleotides. It is a transcript of the gene Tim23, whose product is annotated as translocase of inner mitochondrial membrane 23. Gene Ontology annotation, cellular component: TIM23 mitochondrial import inner membrane translocase complex. The transcript has 4 exons. Gene Ontology annotation, molecular function: transmembrane protein transporter activity. Bases 217 to 837 code for a protein of 206 amino acids. The record is from RefSeq and is a predicted model, not a curated record. NCBI's taxonomy places the organism in Eukaryota, Metazoa, Arthropoda, Insecta, Diptera, Drosophilidae. Gene Ontology annotation, biological process: protein import into mitochondrial matrix.
UAGAUGUGCAGGCAUGCUGUCUCUAGUUUAAUUUCCUGAAUCUAAUGUGAAGAAACAGGAAUGCUUGAAAACAGAUGUCACUUCUACAGGGGAACAAAGUUUAAAAACAAGUAAAUCACAGAAAACGUCGUUUCCUUUUGCUAAUAGAGCGCCUGAAUUCGGUGGAAAUAGCAAAAAAUAUAUCACCAUUCUUGGGACUGCAAAACAAAUUCGAAAAUGAGUGACAACUUUUCAAGAACACCAUUUUCUGAAGGGCACGCUCCAAGCCAUGAAGAAGCAUUAAAACCCCACUACACUACCACUACGGGUUCUUUUAGUAGAACUCCGGUCUCGCCGUAUCUCAACUAUGAUUCGCGAUAUCUGCAACAAGCACAGCCAGAGUUCAUUUUUCCCGAAGGGGCCAACAAGCAGCGUGGACGCUUCGAGUUGGCCUUCUCACAGAUAGGCACUUCGGUAAUGAUUGGCGGUGGAAUUGGUGGCCUAGCAGGUGUUUAUAAUGGUUUAAAAGUCACAAAAGCACUCGAUCAGAAGGGAAAAGUUCGUCGAACACAGUUACUUAAUCACAUUAUGAAGCAAGGUUCCGGCACAGCUAACACAUUGGGCACAUUGACGGUGCUGUAUUCGGCUUGUGGAGUUUUGCUGCAGUUUUUCCGCGGAGAAGAUGAUCAUGUAAACACAGUAAUUGCGGGCUCUGCCACAGGACUGCUAUACAAGUCAACAGCUGGUCUUAGGACGUGUGCUUUUGGUGGAGCUAUUGGGCUGGGCAUCUCGUCGCUCUAUUGCUUAUACCUAAUAGCACAAGAAAACAGUUCGAACUCAAGUCCCAAGUACCUAUAAAUGGCUAAAAUAUGUAGUACGCAGGCAUUGAUAGGAUCACUCCUUGCCGAUUAAAAUUAUAAAUACGAAAUUUUAA